AGGUACUUCUUAACUUCUACGUCCUUUCCACGUCUUCACUCCCAAUCAAUGUAUCGUCCCUUCUUGUUUCCUAAAUUUCUUAUUUUAAAACUCCCCACCCACUGUUUCCCCCAUGCUUGCUUUCACUAAAAAUGUCAGCUUUGUUCCUCAAACCUCUCAUUACUCCCCAAAAGCUUCAAGACUCACCAAAGAAACUCAGAAUCAGAACCAAUGCUAACAAAAAAUCAUCAUCAUCAUCAUCAUCAUCAUCCAUUAGAGCAACAGCAGCAGCAGCAGCAGCAGCAAAAUCAGACCAUUGAUGAAACCAAAGCAUCUCUUUACCAAGCAUUGCAAGGUACCAAUAGAGGUAUCUUUGGUGUUCAAUCUGCAAAGAAAUCAGAGAUUGAAGAGCUUGUCAAACUGUUGGAGUCUAUGAAUCCCACACCUCAUCCUACUGAUCAACUUCAGGAUAAGGUGGAUGGAUGGUGGAAACUUAUUUACACCACAAUCACAAUUCUUGGGUCAAAGAGAACCAAACUUGGACUGCGUGAUUUCAUUUCUCUUGGAGAUUUUUACCAGAUAAUUGACGUCACUAAUGGAAAAGCCAUUAAUGUAAUCAAGUUCAGUGCAAGAGGUUUCAAAAUGCUCUCAGGACAACUAACUGUUGAAGCAUCCUUCCAAAUUGCAUCCAAAACUAGAGUUAACAUCAAAUUAGACAAGUCAAGCAUCACUCCUGUUCAAUUGAUGAAUCUGUUUGUGAAGAACUAUGAUCUCCUUCUCGAAAUUUUUAAUCCCGAAGGCUGGCUCGAAAUUUCCUAUGUAGAUGAUUCAAUGAGGAUUGGAAGAGAUGAUAAAGGCAACAUGUUUGUGUUAGAAAGGACUCAGCAGGAGUUAAGUUUAUUCAGAAAUGUCGUCGAUUAAUUACCGAGUUUUUAUUAAUUGCAAUGAAUUUUUGAAUGUAUAUGAGUUCUUAUUGAACUUUCAGUUUGUAUGAAAACAAACAGAAUUGAUUAAUAAGAUAAAAAAAAAAAUUAAAUUGGAAAGUGAGAGUGAAAGAAACAU
Dioscorea cayenensis subsp. rotundata (Guinea yam) is the source of this 1041-nucleotide messenger RNA. RefSeq names its product fibrillin protein 5 homolog. The record is from RefSeq and is a predicted model, not a curated record. Lineage: Eukaryota; Viridiplantae; Streptophyta; Magnoliopsida; Dioscoreales; Dioscoreaceae.